GUACGCCUCAUCCUCCGCCGCCAUGUAUCUCGGCCUGGUCCCGCUCGUCCUUAACCUCCUCCCGACUGUCGAGGCCCUGCGCACCUCUCUGCCCAUCCGCGAGCUGCGCAAACAGAUCCGAACCGAUGACCAGCUCAAGAGCCGCGAUGUCGACCUGUCAGCCCUCUACCCCGCUUAUAACCUGACCGUGCCCAUCGACCAUUUCCACAAUGACUCGCUCUACGAACCCCACAGCAAUGGCACUUUCAACCUACGCUACUGGUUCGAUGCCAGCCACUACAAAAAGGGCGGCCCUGUCUUGUUGUUGGAGAGCGGAGAGACCAGUGGAACAGACCGACUGCCGUUCUUGCAAAAGGGCAUUAUUGCACAACUGGCGAAGGCUACGGGUGGCAUUGGUGUGAUUUUGGAGCAUCGCUAUUAUGGCACGAGCUUCCCCCCCGUGCCAGACUUGAGCACCCAGAGUUUGCGUUUCUUGACUACCGACCAAGCUUUGGCUGAUACUGCCUACUUCGCCAAGAACGUCGUCUUCGAAGGAUUGGAGGAUCAGGACCUGACGGCACCUAACGCUCCUUGGAUAGCCUAUGGAGGCUCAUAUGCCGGUUCUUUUGUGGCCUUCCUUCGCAAGCUCUACCCGGACGUCUACUGGGGCGCCAUAUCCUCCUCCGGUGUGACCGAAGCAAUCUAUGACUACUGGGAGUAUUUCGAGGCGCACCGGAUAUACGGCCCUCAAGACUGCAUCAAGACAACCCAGAAGUUGGUAAACGUGGUCGACAAUAUCCUAAUCGGGAAGAAAGACACAGACUACCCCCAGCAGCUUAAGGACGCGUUUGGUGUGGGCAACAUAUCGCAGGAUGCUGACUUUGCAAGCCUUCUCGCUACCGGUAUUACUUAUUGGCAAAAUCGCAACUGGGACCCGGCACAAGAUGACCCGACGUUCUACGAAUUCUGCGGAAAUUUGACUUCAGAUGACGCCCUCUAUUCUCCGACCCAAGACCUCAAAUCCACCGCUCAGGAUCUCAUUAAGGUUGGCGGUUACGGCAAGGAGGUUGAGUCACUGACCAAUCACUUGCUGAACUACAUUGGAUAUGUCAACGUGACUCAGAUCUCUCGGUGUGACACUAAAAAAACGCAAGAUCAGUGCUUUUCAAACCUCGAUACGACCUUCUACGCGAAGGACGAUAUUAAUCAGACCUGGCGCUCAUGGCCCUAUCAAUACUGUACCCAAUGGGGCUACCUCCAAACUGGGAGUGGGGUGCCCGCCGACAUUCUCCCUCUAGUCUCGCGCCUUGUCGAUCUAGAAUACGCAUCUACCGUGUGCCGGUAUGCGUUCAACAUCACGACGCCUUCGGAUGUGGAGGCCAUCAACAAAUACGGCGGGUUCGGCAUCAGCUAUCCUCGGUUGGCGCUCAUCGACGGCGAAGUAGAUCCUUGGCGUCAAGCCUCGUCGCACGCGUUUGCGGCCCCGAACCGGACUUCAACGGACAGCGAGCCGUUUAUUUUGAUCUCCGGGGCGGUGCACCACUGGGACGAGAACGGGCUUUUCCCCAACGAGACUACGGCGACGUUGCCGCCAAAGGCCGUGGCUGAGGCGCAAAAGGCGGAGGAGCGGUUCGUCCGGAAAUGGAUGCAGGAGUGGCAGCAGCAGCAAGGGCGCGCCGAGCGGGAACGCGAACGACAACAGCAGGUCCGGUUGCAGUAGGUGAUGGACGAGGUAGGGCGGAUUGGUAGUAGCGUAUGAGUAGCAGUGACUUGUUCAAAUUGUUGAUAGUCAUUUGAG
Aplosporella prunicola CBS 121167 is the source of this 1777-nucleotide messenger RNA. RefSeq lists its product as uncharacterized. Bases 23 to 1699 code for a protein of 558 amino acids. NCBI's taxonomy places the organism in Eukaryota, Fungi, Ascomycota, Dothideomycetes, Botryosphaeriales, Aplosporellaceae. Gene Ontology annotation, molecular function: dipeptidyl-peptidase activity; serine-type exopeptidase activity. The transcript is spliced from 5 exons. Gene Ontology annotation, biological process: proteolysis. The record is from RefSeq and is a predicted model, not a curated record.